Molecule: messenger RNA, 1312 nt
Organism: Onychostruthus taczanowskii (white-rumped snowfinch)
Lineage: Eukaryota; Metazoa; Chordata; Aves; Passeriformes; Passeridae
Product: DNA-directed RNA polymerase II subunit RPB1-like
Exons: 4
Coding region: 116-1312 (398 amino acids)
Source: RefSeq, a predicted model, not a curated record
CACACUCAGGUCCUGUUUCACACUUGGAUCCCGUUGUACACUCAGAUCCCGUUUCACACUUGGAUCCCAUUGCACACUCAGAUCCCGUUGCACACUCGGAUCCCAUCACAUUCCCAUGUCCAGAUCCCGUUGCACACUCGGAUCCCGUUGCACACCUGGAUCCUGUUGCACACUCAGAUCCUGUUUCACACUUGGAUCCUGUUGCACACUCAGGUCCUGUUUCACACUCAGAUCCCGUUUCACACUGAGAUCCUGUUUCACACUUGGAUCGUAUUGCACACUCGGAUCCCGUUGCACACUCAGAUCUUGUUUCACACUUGGAUCCCGUUGCACACCCGGAUCCCAUUGCACACUCGGAUCCCGUGGCACACCCAGAUCCCGUUUCACACUGAGAUCCCAUUGCACACCCGGAUCCCGUUGCACACUCAGAUCUCGUUUCACACCUGGAUCCCGUUGCACACUCGGAUCCCGUUACAUCCCCAUAUCUAAGUCCCAUUGCACACCCAGAUCCCAGGGCACACUCAGAUCCUGCGGCACACCCAGAUCCCCUUGCACACUCAGACACUUUCACAGCCUUAUAUCCAGGUCCCGUUGCACACCCGGAUCCCACUGGACACCGAGAUCCCCUUGCACACCCGGAUCCCCUUGCACAUUGAGAUCCCGUUGCACACCCGGAUCCCCUUGCACACUCAGAUCCUUUCACAGUCUUAAGUCCAGAUCCCGUGGCACACUCGGAUCCCAUUGCACACCUGGACCCCGUUGCACACUGAGAUCCCCUUGCACACUCGGAUCCCGUUGCACACCUGGGUCCUGUGGCACACUCGGACCCGCUUUUACACCCGGAUCCCGUUGCACACCCGGAUCCCGUUGCACACCUGGACCCCGUUGCACACUCGCCUCCCCCCUCUCUCCCCAGUACCUGUGGAUCUCACCCCCACACCUGGGGGUCUCCCCCCCACACCUGGGGGUCCCUCCUCGGUACCUGGGAGUCCCUCCCCCACACCUGGGGGUCUCACUGCGCUACCUGGGGGUCCCUCCUCGGUAUUUGUGGGUCUCCCCCUUAUUCCUGGGAGUCUCACUGCGCUACCUGGGGGUCCCUCCCUCACACCUGAGAGUCUCUCCCUGGUACCUGGGGGUGCCUCCCUCACACCUGGGGGUGUCACUCUGGUACCUGAGAGUCUCCCCCUCACACCUAGGGGUCUCUCCCCGGUACCUGAAGGUCCUCCCCUCACACCUGAGAGUCUCCCCCUCACACCUGGGGGUCCCUCCCUCACACCUGGGGGUGUCACUCUGGUCCUCCCCUCACACCUGA